UCCAAGAUAAUCACACGGGUCCAAAGGACAGUAUCGGUGUGUGCGCGAGUCUAGACGGCUGUAGGCUGUUGUUUGUCUCGCACAGUGGCGUUGAGCAGAAAGAGCCGAGCGUGUGGGCAAUAAAGUGAAAUGGCUCGGCCGGGCUGACCAGAUGGGAGGAGAGGUAGGCUGGGACGGGACAGAGGGCAGGACUGGCAGGGCGCGGUCUCCUCCACGGCAUCUGAUCUUUCGGAACUCAUCCAUUUCCAGUUGAGCUGAGAGUCUUGCACCACAGGCCACGCAUUGAGAGCCAAGCCGAGUGGCAGGAAAACCGCUGCGGGGACACCCUUUGACCGCUACCCCAAAAGCCCAGUCAGUCUGCGCACCGGGGCCUGUCUGACUGAGGGACGUUUCUCACAGCUAAGGGAACGGCUUUGAACCUGUCUGCCAAGAUAAACGAUUUUUCCCUAUUUAUGCGCGCGUCUCCGCUUGAACUGUGAGACGAGACGUUCACCGUGAGAGGAGCAGCUGAACGCGCCGGUACUUUAUUAUAGGGGAUCUUACCUGGGGUUUUAAAAGACGCCGGCGCUGUACUCCAUCUCCAGUAGCGCAGCGUCUUUUUGCGCGCCGGGAUAUGGCGAGUUUUGGGGACUUGGUGAUUAAUUUGUAACUGUCCUCCUCCCCCUCUUGUACCCUGUGAAAGGAGAUAAGCAGCGACCAGGGGGAGGAGGUGUUUUAAAUUGAUCAGUGACAUUUUUCUGUCACCUCCUUUUGGGGUGUCCGUUGGCGUGGGUGAGUGGAAUGCUACUCCCCAGGCUCGUGGUGUGCCUCGCCGGGUGCGCAGUGAUUCUCUCGCAGGUCAGCGAGGGCUGCGGGCCAGGAAGGGGAUAUGGCAAGAGGAGGUCACCGAGGAAGCUUGCGCCACUUGCCUACAAGCAGUUCAGCCCUAACGUAGCGGAGAAGACACUAGGUGCGAGUGGUCGAUAUGAGGGGAAAAUAACACGGACCUCGGAGCGCUUCAAAGAGCUGACCCCGAACUAUAACCCUGACAUCAUAUUUAAAGAUGAAGAGAACACAGGUGCAGACCGGAUGAUGACACAGCGCUGCAAGGACAAGCUGAACUCUCUGGCCAUCUCGGUGAUGAACCUGUGGCCGGGGGUGCGCCUCCGGGUCACAGAGGGCUGGGACGAGGAUGGCCACCAUUCUGAGGAGUCACUCCACUACGAGGGACGGGCGGUCGACAUCACGACCUCUGACCGCGACCGCAACAAGUACGCCAUGUUGGCUCGACUGGCAGUUGAGGCCGGCUUCGACUGGGUCUACUACGAGUCCAAGGCCCACGUGCACUGCAGUGUGAAGUCGGAGCACUCCGUUGCCGCUAAAUCAGGGGGGUGUUUUCCGGGAGGGGCGUGGGUGACCCUAGAGGACGGGGGUCAAAGGUUGAUCCAGGACCUGCAGCCGGGUGAGCGAGUCCUCGCCUCUUCAGGGAGCGACGGCAGCGGAGAGCUCGUUUACAGCGAGGUCCUCACCUUCCUGGACCGCGACCCCGCAACCCGGAAGGAAUUCUACACCAUUGGGACAGAAGGCGGGGUUAGCCUGUCACUCACCGCUGCCCACCUGCUGUUCGUGUCCAAGGGAAACUGCUCUGAAGGGGCGGAGCCAACUCCGGGUAGUAUGAGGACGGUAUACGCCAGCGACGCACGGCCGGGACAGUGUGUGCUAACCACAGUGUCUGGGGAGGAGGGGAGAAAAGGCGUGGGGCAUCUCUCGCGCAUCUCCCGGGUGAGUGUGCAGGAGGACAAGGGUGUGUUUGCGCCCCUCACCCGCCAUGGGACGCUGUCGGUGAACGGCAUGGUGGCAUCGUGCUACGCGGUGGUGGACAGGCAUGACCUCGCCCACUGGGCCUUCGCCCCGCUCCGCCUGCUGCACCGUUGGACUGGCUCUGCUGGCGGACAUUUUGGAGACACCGGGGUUCACUGGUACUCCCAGUUACUGUACUGGAUAGGUAGUCUGCUGCUGGACUCUGGACACUUCCAUCCCUGGGGACUGGCUGACCCAGGGAGGUGAGACUCUAGCUGGGGAAGAGGAAGUAAUGUAACUGGCUUGGUUGGGAGAUAUACAGACCAGAUGACCCACUGGACUGAUGCCCCAUUGGACCUGACUAUAAAAGGGCGGGGUUUACCUUGUUCUCGAGUCUAGCACACUGAUGCAGAGGGCGGACUCUCAGGAAAGGGGUGGGGCUUGAUGACUGACCACGCCUAUUUCAUUGGAGAGAGGAGAUUGAGCCAUGAAUGAAUCUGGACAGAUAGACAAUGUGUUCUCUCACACCAUAGUAUACAAAUCAUUGUGACCCCCGAGGAAAAACUACAAAUGGGUGUGUCCUCUUCACACAAAUGGGACAGGUGGACCUGGUCGUGUCUGUGGUGAGACCAUAGUUUCUAAAGGGGAGAGAGUUUGUUUUAUUUAACAUUGAGAGGUGUCUCAUUGAAAUCAAGCUACCAUUAUGAAGAACAUCUAAAGCAUUUUCUUUUUUGAUCUUUUUUGAUUGCUUCACAGUAAGAUGUCCGUAACACGACACAACUAUGAUGUCGCAACUUGGCAACUGAAGGAAAGUAUAGGCUUCAUGUAUAGAACAUAUCUAGAGGUAUGAUAUUUUAAGGCAACAUUUACUGUAUUUUAUUAAAGCGAUGUCUGAAAUAUUUAUGAUUUUAAUAUUAUGUAUAAUGAGAUAUUUAAAGAUUUAUUUUUUGAAAUUAAAUAUUAUGGAAAUGCU
This is a messenger RNA of Oncorhynchus mykiss (rainbow trout), 2752 nucleotides long. Lineage: Eukaryota; Metazoa; Chordata; Actinopteri; Salmoniformes; Salmonidae. The record is from RefSeq and is a predicted model, not a curated record.